This is a messenger RNA of Formica exsecta, 2596 nucleotides long. Its product is annotated as zinc finger protein 37-like. Gene Ontology annotation, biological process: regulation of transcription by RNA polymerase II. The record is from RefSeq and is a predicted model, not a curated record. Lineage: Eukaryota; Metazoa; Arthropoda; Insecta; Hymenoptera; Formicidae. Gene Ontology annotation, molecular function: RNA polymerase II cis-regulatory region sequence-specific DNA binding; DNA-binding transcription factor activity.
GUAUAUAUACGUAUGUUAUCUUUUUUGUAGCUGAUGAAGAAAUGUGAUAUUGUAGAAUAACUUUAUGGAAUUUUUUAAAAACUGUAAAAGUAAAAGCAGUUUUUGGAAGAUUAGACUGAACAUAAUCAGAGAAAUGAAACAAUGUAAUUUCAAUGUAAUACUUUUGACAUCAAUGAGCAGUUUAUUUAUAUAACCAAGGAUUAUACAAGCCAUCGAAUAGCAUGCGGAAAACAGGGUAUGAUAUUUCCCAAGGAAUUCAGAAAAUGCCUUACAAUGAGCGAAGAAUGUCCAAAUUGUGGACAACUUACAAACGCGUCUUUCUCAAGACUCGUCAAGGAUAGCUGCGGCCACACUAAAUGUCGAAUGUGCUUGUUAUAUGAGGAGCAUGGUUGCAAAAUUUGUCAAGCCAAACAUCAUGCUCAAGGUAUUCAAGAUUAUUUAGAAAAACUAUGUUCCACAAAUGGAGACUCAAAUGAUACACACAAAUCGUCCAGUGAGGAGAUUGUAUUGCCAUUAGAGCUAGUCAUCAACAAGGAUUCCAAGUCUAAAGAGAGUCAUCUUGACCCCACUUCCACCGAGCGCAGAUCGUCGGAUCUUCAUUAUGAAAAUGUCACUUUUGAUAAAGAUGGAGCCUACAAGUUUGCUACAAAUGAUACAAUUACCAAUAAUGAUUCCAACACGUUAUACAUUCCCAAGAUAGAAACUCGUGACAUAGUAUUGGACAUUCAUUCCCAUUUAAAAAAUGGAGAUGAUCACAAUUCUGCGGGUUUGCAAAAUCCUUGUUGUAAUCAGGCAGAAGAAAAGCUUGAAGAAACCCUGGAGAAGAGUAAGAACAUCAAGUGCCGUGAUCGCAGUCAUAUAACAAUAAUACCGGGCGUCCCAGAAAAAUAUAAGUGUAAUGUAUGCAGUAAGAUUUUUCGUAACAAGAAAGGCAAGUGCUAUCAUGACGCCUGUGUAACAGGCGUUAAGCCGUAUCAAUGUACCUUCUGUGACAAGAGCUUUGUCAAACGCUCUCACUUCGAGUAUCAUGAAAGGGUUCAUAAAGGACAUAGACCAUACAAGUGCAACCUCUGCGAAAAAGCUUUCCCCCAGCAAAACAAACUCAACAGGCACAUGUUUUCCCACAGCAAGGAGAAACAGUUUGUAUGUCCUGAAUGCAACAAACGAUAUAGCAAACGAGAUGAUUUGAAGAAUCAUCUAAAUGUGCACAACACGACGGCAACGUAUAAAUGCAAGUCCUGUGACAAAUCUUUCCGCAUAUUAACUAAUCUGAAACGUCACAUGCGAACGCAUACAAGCGAACGACCGCAUAUGUGCGACGAGUGCAACAAGAGUUUCAAGGAUCGAUCCUGNNNNCUGCUGAAACGACACAAACGGACUCACGAGAGAGAGAGGCCGUUCUCUUGCGCUCAUUGCAACAAAGUUUUUUUGUCCAAGAGCGAAUUGAGACGACACUUAACUGUACAUUCAGACGAGAAGCCGUUCUCCUGUGAGUACUGCCAGACGCCAUUCAGACGCAAGGACAACCUGAACCGGCACAUCAGGCACCAUCAUACCGAGGAUUUUGGCUGCGAGACACGCGAAACGCCGGUCGUCGAAGCGGACUCGCGAAGCUGCUCGACGAAGAACAAUCAGCAACGACCGAGACAGAAACAGCCGAGGAGAACGCAACCGAAAAGUCCCGGCAAGGUCACCGCGACGUUUCCGUGUUCCCACGUUGAUCAGAUCAACUCCCGGCUGGAUUCCAUGGGCAAUAUCACGCCUAUAAUAAAGACCACUAGUGAGGUGAGCAACGCGGUGCCGGUGAUCAACGGACCUAUCAACAUUAGGCGACUCGAGGACAGGACCGACAAGAAGACGUUCACGUAUACGGUACCAAUCCCAAUCGCCGAGGCUGUAGUGAUUAACUGUCGAAUCGAGGAGAAGUUGUACCCGCAGAGCGCCAGCAGCCACAAUUAUUUUGUGCGCAGUUGCCUCAAGGAUAGGAAUUCCAGAGUGAACUCUUAUCCCAACAAUAAACUCACGCCGCAAGAGAACCACGAUUCCAACACGGCCACAUCUUCGCGAAACGAUCUCGCUAACGUCUACGAGGAGAAGAUUGCGAGAUAUGACGAUGAGGAGAAAGGCAAUCUGGAGGAGGACGAAACGGUGAGAAGAGACGAGAAGGCUCGCGAAGGAGGAGAAAAUUGUAAUACCUGUAGGGAGAAUGACGCAGUUUGUCUUCGAGAAUCUAAUUGCGUCUCCACGAUCAAGAAGCACACUACGCAGCAGGUGGCGGAGAUAUAUUUGAACGAGAAAUCCACGGCAAACGACGAGGAUUCGGAGGCAAUGAUAUCGCCGAAGGAUUCUCAGGAUAACUGCAAGAGGAAACAAAACAACAUGCAUUGGAGACGCAGAAUUGCGGAAACGCUGAAGCCGUGUUGAUCAGCGCUUUGAGCGCGGAAGUCAAAACUGGAGCAAAAUUGGCGACAGAUAUGUGAAACGUUUGUCACAAUAGCAACAAGACGCUUGUACUUCAUAGCAAGGUUGGUUUUAUCAAAAUUAUGAGUGAAAAAGUAACGCUCAAGUUCUAAUAUAUACAUGUUAAAUUAAUUUA